AUGAGCCUCAAGCGCUCUUUUCUUUGGACACCUGACCAUGACCAGGCCUUGAAACGUGUGAAACAAGCACUUUCAAGCCUGCCUGUUCUUCCGUAUUUUGACCCAACCCUCCUGACCAUUCUCCAGACUGAUGCAUCUUGCCUCUAUGGAAUAGGCUACAUUCUCCUCCAGGACCAUGGAUCUGGACAUCUCCGAGUAGUCCAGUAUGGAUCCCACUUUCUUGCAGACGCCGAAACGAGGUAUGCAACAAUUGAACUGGAGAUGCUUGCAGUAUCUUGGGCCCUCACAAAGUGCUGCCUAUAUCUCAAAGGACUGCCAACCUUCACCCUGAAAAAUGAUCAUCGCCCAUUGGUGCCCAUCAUCAACAGCUACACGCUGGACAUGGUUGAAAACCUACGGCUCCAGCGAAUGAAGGAGCACAUGUCACAAUACCAAUUUACUGCAGUGUGGCGCGCCAGCAAGUCUCUAUGCAUCACAGAUGCACUUUCUCGUGCACCAGUCAGUUACCCCACCUUUGAAGAUGUGACUGGCUGUGCUGAGGUAACAGCACACGUCAGAUACGUCAUCAACGCUACAACAGCUUCCCAGGAUGAGGAUGCCCCAACCAUUGAUGCCGAUCGGACCCUACAGGACAUGUGGAUAGUAGCACAGGCUGAGCCCACCUACGUUCGCCUAUGCGAUUGCAUCAGUUCUAGGUUUCCCACGAACCGGUACGACCUAUAUGCAUCCUUAUCACCGUACUGGAAGCUGCGAGAAGCCCUCAAUACUGACAGCAACCUCGUGCUCUAUGGGGUAGCUGGGAAGUCCUUUCUUGUGGUCACCGAGCGCCUUUCCGGCUGGCCUGUGGUUGUCCCUUGCAAGGGCAACACUACUGCCUCCUCGACCAUAUGGGACUUCUGCCGCUACUUCAGAGAGGUGCGUGUUCCCUUACGCCUGCACACCGAUGGAGGACCUCAGUUUACCAGCAAAGAAUUCGCCGACUUCACAGAACGUUGGGGUGUACACCACAUCACCUCAUCGCCACAUUACCCACAGUCUAAUGGGCACGCUGAGGCCGCUGUCAAGCACUUAAUCCUCAAAACGGCCCCACAGGAAACAUUGACUGCGAGGAUUUCGAUCGUAGUCUCCUUGAGUUAA
Molecule: messenger RNA, 1137 nt
Organism: Macrobrachium nipponense
Lineage: Eukaryota; Metazoa; Arthropoda; Malacostraca; Decapoda; Palaemonidae
Exons: 2
Coding region: 1-1137 (378 amino acids)
Biological process (GO): DNA integration
Molecular function (GO): nucleic acid binding
Source: RefSeq, a predicted model, not a curated record